Molecule: messenger RNA, 267 nt
Organism: Dracunculus medinensis (Guinea worm)
Lineage: Eukaryota; Metazoa; Nematoda; Chromadorea; Rhabditida; Dracunculidae
Source: the annotation of a GenBank genome assembly
AUGCGAACGACUGUGGUGAGACUCGGCAAGCAUUUUGGUGGAUUGGGCAAGAUGUACGGUGAGUACCGAUUUGCAUUGGCUCCGAACGAACAAAGUGCUUUCAAAGGAUUUUUCCAUGAAGCUUUUGUCUUCAACGAACGCAUACGUUACAAGUGGUAUUUUUAUGUUCCUCCAGCUAUUAUUAAUUAUGGAGUUUAUUAUUAUGCAAAAAAAGAAAACAAAGCGUUUAAUUCAAAAAAUCCAGCUGACUUCGAAAAUGAUGAAUAA